Molecule: messenger RNA, 657 nt
Organism: Bubalus bubalis (water buffalo)
Lineage: Eukaryota; Metazoa; Chordata; Mammalia; Artiodactyla; Bovidae
Product: tubulin-folding cofactor B-like
Exons: 1
Coding region: 1-657 (218 amino acids)
Biological process (GO): post-chaperonin tubulin folding pathway; tubulin complex assembly; cytoplasmic microtubule organization
Cellular component (GO): nucleus; cytoplasm; microtubule plus-end
Molecular function (GO): microtubule plus-end binding; alpha-tubulin binding
Source: RefSeq, a predicted model, not a curated record
AUGGAGGUGACGGGGCUGUCGGCGUCCACAGUGAACAUGUUCAUCAGCAGCUCUCUCAACAGCUUUCGCUCCCAGAAGUGGUACAGUCGCAGCCUCACUGUAGCUGAGUUCAAGUGUAAACUACAGCUUGUUGUGGGCAGCCCUGCUUCUUGCAUGGAGUUGGAGCUGUACGGACCUGACAACAAGGUCUACUGCAAGCUGGGUCAGGAUGAUGGGCUGCUGGGCUGCUACCCCGUAGACGACGGCUGUUGCAUCCAUGUCACUGACCACAGCGGUGCCCGCCUUGGGGAGUAUGAGGACAUGUCCAAGGUGGAGAAAUACAAGAUCUCACAAGAAGCCUAUGAACAGAGGCAGGACUCAAUCCGCUCCUGCCUGAAGCACAACAAGCUAGGUCGAUUCAAUGAAGAAGAGCGGGCCCAACAAGAGGCUGAAAACUCCCAGCACCUUAUCGAGGAGGAGGCCCAGGCCAGCACCAUCCCUGUGGGCAGCCGCUGUGAGGUGCAGGCACCUGGGCAGCCCCCUCGCAGGGGUGCCGUCAUGUAUGUAGGACUGACAGAUUUCAUACCUGGCUACUGGAUUGGCGUCCGCUAUGAUGAACCACUAGGGAAAAAUGAUGGCAGCAUGAAUGGGAAAUGCUACUUUGAAUGCCAGGCUUGA